AUGCAGUGUAUGAGGACAAACUACGAGGGUUGCAGCCUCAAUGGAAGGUAGGAUUUUUUUUUCAGAAAUAGAUUGCAAACGUGAAUUAAGGAUUGCAAAACUGACUCCUACAGGCUACAUACAGCUGUUCGCUGUAACUUUUUGUACUCUUCAAUAGAAUGGAUGAUCCAGAAGCUAUUUACAAGUUUCCUAAUCACUUUGGAAGUGAAUAUCAUGGCGGAAUAGUCGAUGGAAUGUAGGUUCUACAUAUAAACUAGCCAUUUUCUACAUUAAUUUUGAUAGCGCGUGUGCAUUUCUAGACUUCAGGCCCCGGUUGUUCGAAGAUCGGAUAACGCCCUGGAUAAAUCUAUCCGGUGGAUAAUGCUUUACGUUCUGCUAUCACUUAUCCGCUGGAUAGCGAUUUAUCCGUUGGAUGGUAUUAUCCACCCUUUAUAUAACUGGGCCCAGGUGUCCAAAACCAAUAUUUGACUGACCUUUACAACACUAUAUCUUGGCCGCCAUUUAUUUCAUUAACACUAUUACAAUAUCAUCAUCAUCAAAGCAAAACAAAUGUAUAUAUUAAUAAUAACAGAAGCAGCUGCUGUCAUGACAACAAAAAUGACACUUUGCUCUAUGAGGUGUGCGUCAAGCUUGAUCUUGAUGACUAGCCGCUGCUCGCGAAAGGAGCCUGCGUACCUCCCGAAGAGAGAAGGGCGGAUUCGAUUGCAAAAGAGCGGCGUAAAUCGAGCCAAGGCAUGAGUUAGUGGACUUAUAGUUAUUAUCUUAACUCGAUGAUAUUAUCCACAGGUUUCAUGGCGAAGGAAAAUUAAAGUUUCGUGAAGGAGUACAUUUUACUGGAAAAUUCGAAAAGGGCAGGGCAGUCGAGGUAAACAAAUUCCAUGUCGAUGAAUCAUUUUUUUACCUCUCGUCAAUUUCAGUAACUGAAAACGCGAAAAAAGUCCAUGUCAGUUUUCCAAAGUAAAAGUUGGAGUUCUUUGACGUGAUUGGGUAAUUUGUGAAAUCUAGCGCGUCGCGCGUGAAAAAAAGAUUUUCUACAUUUUGACAGGUUCUCGUUUGACCUUACUUUACCUUUUUUCUACACAGGGUUUCUUCGAGUUUCAGGAUGAUAUGCGAUUUGAAAUCGAAAAUUGGGCUUACUGCGACGGUGACAAUAACAGAGUUUUCAAGUCCGAGCUGGAGAAUGGAUUGAAACCAGCAGGUAUGGUGUUAAGGUUAUGUCACCAGUGACAUCUGUCUGACGUCAUAGUAAUAUAUUUCUCCAACCCCACUUCCUCAACCUUUCUGUUCCGUGAUACUCCUCUUUCUCACUUGCCAUGAUAGGAAGGAUGUAUUCAGUUUGCGAGCUCCUUUUUCUUCGUUGAAGUCCGCAUUGCCAUAGUUGUAGUUAAUAUUGUUGUAAUAAUGGAUUUAAAAAAAUACAGGCGUAGUCGUCCAAUUAAAAUUGUGAUUGGCUCAUUUCUUACGCUUCCAGGUCGUUCCCAGCUUACCAAUAUGGAUCCGCCCCAAACCAUACCUAAAGGAAUGUAUGACUGUGGAGACGGAUUUUAUGACCCUGUGGUACGCACGGUGAUAAACUACGACUCUAUUUUCUUACGCAACACGGGUAGGUUGUGCAAUUGCCUUAAUCAAUCAAUCACUUCACCUGAUGGACAUGGCAUUUUAUUUAAACCUUUGAACAAAUGCACCCUGUACUUCAUGCUUUUUAACACGCAUGCACCAUUUUGUUUAAUUCACAGAUGAAAAAGAGCAUCAAUGGAUUGUAAAUCGGUGCAGGAAGGCCUGGGACGAGCCAGUCGGCACUAGAAAGCUCCACUAG
This is a messenger RNA of Pocillopora meandrina, 1816 nucleotides long. The record is from the annotation of a GenBank genome assembly. NCBI's taxonomy places the organism in Eukaryota, Metazoa, Cnidaria, Anthozoa, Scleractinia, Pocilloporidae.